Drosophila willistoni is the source of this 707-nucleotide messenger RNA. RefSeq names its product probable 28S ribosomal protein S23, mitochondrial (gene mRpS23). NCBI's taxonomy places the organism in Eukaryota, Metazoa, Arthropoda, Insecta, Diptera, Drosophilidae. The record is from RefSeq and is a predicted model, not a curated record. Gene Ontology annotation, biological process: translation. Gene Ontology annotation, cellular component: ribosome; mitochondrion. Gene Ontology annotation, molecular function: structural constituent of ribosome. The transcript has 3 exons. The coding region runs from base 90 to 650 and encodes 186 amino acids.
UUGCUCAAAAAUACUUGUGUUUAUUUCGUAAUCGGGCAAUUGUUAAUGAUUGUUUUUUUUGUAAAAAGUUCAAUUAAAAUAAACAAAUUAUGGCACAAAGUCGUUUGGAGAAGAUUGGAACCAUCUUCACAAGAGUUCAGGGACUGCUGCGAGCGGGAGCCAUGAGGCCAGAGGAUAAACCAAUUUGGUAUGAUGUCUAUGCGGCUUUUCCACCCAAAGCGGAGCCAAGUUUUGAUCGACCAGCUGCAGUUGUUCCCAUACGUAAUAUAUUCUACAAAGAAGAUGUAACAAGAGCUAAGCUGCAUAAGCAAAAUAAACCCAGUGAGACGAUAUCAUUGUUUGACCACAAAAGGCAAACGCAAUCGCAGCAAUUUCUACAAAUCUAUGGAGAACUAGAGAGCCAAGGAGCCUUGGAUGAUCAAAAGAUUUAUGAGACAGCUUUGGAUUUGUUGGCAGAGCAGAGGCAACAAAACAAGACUAGCCAGACUCAAAACUUUGAGGAAUCCUUCAACGAACCCGUGGUGGAGCAUAAGAGUCAACUACUUAGUGAUUUUCAAGUGGCGGAAAUCAAGCCUCCUGCAGAAAAAACAAAAAGGGAACCCAAAGACAAGGCCGCGGGAGUUAAUAUAGAAAGUUUGUUUAAAGAUUAAUUUGUUUAUUUCUGUUAAAAUUGUUGAUGAAUUAAUAAACUAAAAUAUAUCUACAUA